GUCGUAGAUGGACCAUUCACUCAUUGCCGCCGCAGCUCCACAAGGUGCGACGUUAAUAUUAUUGUUAUUAUAGUAUGCGUGCAACGGUUCGGCAAUAAAGCUACUCGAUAAGUUUUCUUCGAGUUUUGUUCACUAAUUCCGUUUUGCGUUCACCCCGUUUCUGCAAAACCUACCUCGUCCGUUUAAAAUGAUGAUCGCACAGUGUCUUCUGGUGGCUGGAAUCGCCGCAGUGGUGGUAUCUAUGCCAGUCACUCAAGAGGAGUACGCCAGGUACAUAUCCCAACAACAGACUGAAAAGGGCCAACCGAUUCGCAGACCAGUGCUUCUACAGGUGGUCCCUGCCGGCGGUGCAGCUUACCAACCGGCUGCGGCGUCACCUAGACCAGCUUACCAACAGCCUGCCGCUUACCAGCCACAACCCACCGCGUAUCAGCCACAGCCUGCUGCGUACCAACCCCAGCCAGCCGCGUACCAGCCACAGCCCGCCGCGUACCAGCCAUCAUCCUACCAGUCACCCCAGGCCUACCAACAACCAGAAGAAUACCAACAGCCAGAACAACAGUACCAGCCAUCUCCUCGACCACAAGCACCGCGCCCAAAGGCUCCAUCCAAGCCGAAAUCUCAAAACAGGCCCGAAAAACCGGAAGACGAAGAGAACGACAACAACCCCAAUGCUCAAUACCAGUUUUCGUUCGACAUCAGCGACGAUGAGUCAACUAACUACCACAACCGCAAAGAGCAGAGAGAUGGUGAAAAGAUUUCUGGAAGUUAUAGCGUCGUCGAUUCAGAUGGAUUUAUCCGUACAGUCACUUACACUGCCGAUCCUGAAGAGGGAUUCAAGGCCGAAGUUAGCAGAGAGCCAACCAACAUUCAAGUGAAGAUUCCCACUCCUGCCCCACAAACGUCACCAGCACCACAAUACAGAUUGCCAGAGAGGAAGCCACAGCAGCCACAAUACAUCUCGGUACAGGCCAGCGAACCCGAGUCCGCCGCGCAACCGGCCGAUCCGAUUUCCGGUUACUACCGCAGUCCGGCGCCGCAGCAACAGGUCAAGCAGUCGCCGGCUGUGCACCGAUUCGCCGCUCCCAGGCCUCAGUCAACUGGCCACAAAGCCAGCGCAUUGGGCUACGCCACGGCGCCGACCAACUCUCCGCCAAUCAUCUACCAGGCGUACGACCAGUAAUAACAAAUUCAUGACAACAACAACAACAACAACAGUUGUUAUGUCGCAGUGGACGGUUAGGUUAGCUGCUGCUGCUGCUGCUGCUGCAUUAUCUCAGACCCGA
This is a messenger RNA of Myzus persicae (green peach aphid), 1286 nucleotides long. RefSeq names its product cuticle protein 19.8 (gene Cpr66D). The coding region runs from base 188 to 1183 and encodes 331 amino acids. Lineage: Eukaryota; Metazoa; Arthropoda; Insecta; Hemiptera; Aphididae. The record is from RefSeq and is a predicted model, not a curated record. The transcript has 5 exons. Gene Ontology annotation, cellular component: extracellular matrix.